CGCGCGGGGACGGCAACAUGGCUGCGCCCAUGUGCGCGCACGGGGCGUGCCCGGAGCGCCGGGCCCGGCCCCGCUGAUCCCCCCCCGGAGCGCCAGCCCCGACCGCCAACCCUGCAUGGAGCCGCGGCAGUCCUGGGCGGCCUUGGCGGCUGGUGGAGUUGCUGGUGUGUUUGUUGACUUGAUCCUUUUUCCCCUGGAUACUGUGAAAACAAGACUUCAGAGUCCUCAAGGAUUUAGGAAAGCUGGUGGUUUUCGUGGCAUCUACGCUGGUGUUCCUUCCACUGCAAUAGGAUCCUUUCCAAAUGCUGCUGCUUUUUUUAUCACCUAUGAGAAUGUGAAAUCUGUGCUGCCCCAUGGAUCUUCAUCUUACUUGUCCCCUGUGACACACAUGGUGGCUGCCUCCCUUGGGGAAGUGGUUGCCUGUCUCAUCCGGGUCCCGUCCGAGGUUGUCAAGCAAAGGGCUCAGGUUUCUCCUUCCUCCAGCACCCUCCAGAUUCUCUCCCAAACCCUGUACCAUGAGGGUAUUCAAGGACUUUACCGAGGUUAUAAAAGCACAGUAUUAAGAGAGAUUCCUUUCUCUCUGGUACAGUUUCCCCUCUGGGAGUCCUUAAAGGAUCUCUGGUCAUGGAAGCAGGGUCACGUGGUGGAUUCUUGGCAGUCAGCAGUCUGUGGAGCUUUUGCAGGUGGAUUUGCAGCUGCAGUCACCACACCGCUCGACGUAGCAAAGACAAGAAUUAUGUUGGCAAAGGCUGGUUCCAGCAAUGCCAGGGGGAAUGUUCUGGCUGCCCUUGGUGACAUCUGGAGGACACAAGGCCUGUCAGGCUUGUUUGCAGGUGUUGUCCCACGGAUGGCAGCCAUCAGCCUGGGAGGCUUCAUCUUCCUGGGGACAUAUGAGAAGACUCGGCAGCUGCUGCUCUGAGCCAGCCUGGCCACUCCUGCCAGGGCAGAGGAGGAGGAGUCUGGCUGGAGCUGAGCCUUCCUCUGCGCCCCUACAGCAGCUGUCCCACAGGCUGAGAGCCACUCUCCCUGCUGGAGAAAAGUAAAUCCUCCAAUAAUCCAGUUUCCCAAACAUGAAAUUUUCCUGCAUGGAAAGUGGGUGAGGUCACUGAGAAGAGUUGUGCCAAAAAAGUAAUGUUUGGGGGGUAAACAGCUAAUUAUGGUGGCUGCGAAAGGCAUUAUUAGAACUCCUGCAGGGGAAGUGUUUUGGAAAGCUCUGGCUUGGGGGCUGAGUGGGGAGGCUGAAAUAAAGCAAGUUUUGAUCAUUCAGUGGCACCUGCCUCGUAACAGGGAGGGGAAGGGGCUGAUAUAGAGUUACAGCCUGCUGCCCUCCAACAGCAGCAAAGGAUUCCAGCUUGGGAGAGCUCUUUGUAAGAGACAAUAAUCCAUUUGUUCCUGAUUCGAGCUGUAUUUGUGGAAGUUUAUAUUCCUGUUUAUACCUACAGGUGCUCAGCAAGCAUUCCUGUGUGGGAGCCAGAGCAGCUUUAUUAAUCACACUCAUAUUUCUCCAGUAAAAGCACAGGCUUGUAUUAUUUUACAGCUGUGCUUGUGCAAAGACGUGGAGCUCUGCCUUUCUUUUGGUCUUCAUCCCUCAGCUGCUGAAGCAGCAGGAGGGUGGAAAUGAAGCCUGGGAGGGAAGCUGGGAGGGCAAGGCAGGGAGAACAUCAGCUGAGGGAUGGACAUCAUUGUGUAGGGAUGGACAUCUUCGUGUAGGGAGGGAUCCUGAGGGCUCUUGGGGGGCUGCUGGCAGGCAGUGCAAAAUCCUGCUGCUGUUCUCAUGUGGGAAACAGAAGCUGCAGCAGCCAAAAUGGUGUGGGGAUGAGUGUGAUGAAAAACCUUACUGGAAAUACUCAAUUGGCUGGGGAGGUUCAGCUGUGGAGGUGUUUGUGUGGGCAGGCAAAGCCAAGGGGCUGUGGUGGGUGAUGGUUUGUGCAUUACUGUGGGCUGGGCCAUGACUCUGGGAAGCUCCUCACACAGGGGAGAGGAGAGGAGAGGAGAGGGUGGCACAGGGCCCUGUGACAGCCCUGCCAGGUCACCUGUCCUGGUGGCAAUGUGCCUGCUCCAUCCCUGCCACCCCAACACUGCUGUGCCAGGGGGAUGUGCUGCCCGUGGGUGCUGUGAUUUACCUGUGAGGCUGUUCCCCCCAUGAGCACAAUGUUUGGAGUGUUUGGAGCCCCUGGAGGAGGAGAACAAAUGCCAGAGCAGGUUGGUGGCCUGACCAGGGAACACGGGUGACACCAGACCCAGAGUGCAAAAGCACAGGCUGGAUGUUUUAUUACACUGCUAUCCAUGGCAGAGUAGUAAGACUUUUUAGAGGCCAAAACUUAGAAAAUAAUUGGCAGAUGAGUAAAACAUACAGAACAAAGGACAUAAUUCUUAAAAUAAUCUUCAGUUAAAAUGAGGAAUUCAGCCAAGUCCCAUAUUGGCUGGUUGGUAAUCUUCUCUUUACCAAGCUGUGUAGCUGUGCUUCCUGCCACUUUGAGGCUGUCUCUUUAAUGACAUUCUAUAUAUAUGUAUGUAUCACAUCCAAUUUUAGGGGUUGGGGGACCAGGAGAUUUAUUACUGUGUCUCAAAAAUCUAUCACAUUUUCUAUUGAAGCUUUUAAACAUGGUGGGGGGGUUAGCAUUGCAGUUGAGCUGUAAAUAAUCAUCUUUAUGUCAUGGGGUCCAAAGGGUGCAAUUUUUGUUGUU
Ficedula albicollis (Collared flycatcher) is the source of this 2687-nucleotide messenger RNA. It is a transcript of the gene SLC25A26, whose product is annotated as solute carrier family 25 member 26. Bases 116 to 919 code for a protein of 267 amino acids. The transcript is spliced from 10 exons. Gene Ontology annotation, cellular component: mitochondrial inner membrane. The record is from RefSeq and is a predicted model, not a curated record. Gene Ontology annotation, biological process: transmembrane transport. Gene Ontology annotation, molecular function: S-adenosyl-L-methionine transmembrane transporter activity. Lineage: Eukaryota; Metazoa; Chordata; Aves; Passeriformes; Muscicapidae.